AUUACCGUCGUAUUAAGCCUUCAAGGCACGUACUCGUUCGAUAGGUAUAGCACAUCUGUGUGCUUCUGAUCCGCUUGUAUGUUCUAUGCAAACGUAUUAAUAAAUUACGUGAUCCAUGCGAACGGCACAGUCUCGUUCUAACUCUUGCGCAACGGGCCGCGGAACAGGCCGGCAGGAUAGCGUUCCAAUAAACGUCAAAAUGGAUCUACUCAGAAAGAUUAAUAUUAUUGUGGUGAUUACUACAUGCAUAUUACUCCAAGCAGAAGGAGCCGACAAAUAUACUGAUGAGAAAAGACCGUACGAAUUCGGUUUCACGAUUGACGGGCAGCAGCAUAGACACGAAAAGAAAGAUAAGAACGGCAUUAUCAUGGGAGAGUUCGGAUUCAUCACUGCCGAUGAUGUAUAUCAUGUGACAGUGUACGCUACUGACGAAAAUGGAAGAUUCAAAAUAAUUUCUAUGAAGAACAUACAUUUGAAAUCACAAUCGACAUCGCAAAGACAGGGUCACUCGUUGCAAAUACCGAACACACAAAACGCUAUAGCGUCAACUCAAUCGCCCACCCAAAAACCAGAAAACACCCUCAAAUCUAUAUCUAUAGAACCACCAGCUAAAUCCUGUUCGCAUUGCAGUCUGCCGACAACUUCUACAGUUGCUCCGGCAUCUGCUAAACCAGCAUUUAUCAAUGGUGGAAUUGGCGGCACAAAAUCGGACGUACAAAAUAAUCAAGUGCCAACUUACAAUGUAAAACAAAACAAUGCUGAUUCACAAUACCCUCAACAAGGAGAUUUCAAAAACUUCCCAGGUCAACAACUCAAUCCUCAAAAUGUAGGAAACCAACAAACUCCUGACGUACAAAAUAGCCGUACAAAUCAAAAUAAUAAACAAACACAAGGGGCUUCUGGAAGCUUCCUACCACUGAGUGGUAGUGGAGGCUCUCAAAAUGGUUUUAAGCAAACCCCUGUCCAAGCCCUGUCUACAAUAGCGAACCAAGGUGGAGACAAUCCAGAAUACCCAACUGGACUAAGGAAUAGCUUUGAUUCUCCACAAGGACAACAAAAUGAAUUCGGUGCUCCACAGAGACAACAAAACAGCUUUGGUGCACCACAAGGAAAUCAAAAUGGAUUCGGUGCUCCACAUGCUGCCGCUGAAGGCUUAGGAACUUCCAAGGGAUCAUCUGAUAGUAAUAUUUUCAACAACCAAAAUUCAAAAACACCUAAUUCAUUUAAUCAGGGCUCGGAUGAACAAAGAGGAACACGUGAUGAACAAACGGGUAGCAACGCUGGCGGUACAGCUAAUGAAAGAAUUAAUAGUAUUAACGCAGGUCAAACUACUACUGGGGCUGUUGCAGGAUCUCGUUCACCUAAGCUGUACAAUGUAAAACCAGAUCAAUCUUCCAAUGGCCUGAGCCCAAGAGAACAGUCUCGAUUCGGACAAGCCAGUGGCAAUAAAAUUAGACCAGAAAAUGGUCAAUCUAACAACGAGAAACCGACAUUGACAUACGCUCAAAUCCAAAUUGUUGAUAAGAAUACUGACAUUCACUCCAAACGCCCUGGAGAAAAAGACGGAUUACCUAACGGUAUUACCGAAAACGACAUGGUUCAUCUUCUUUAUACGUUCAAUUACACUUUAGGUUUUCAAGCACAUUUUGAAGAAGGAUACUCGAACGGCGUCAAACAAGGAUACUAUUACGUUACAGGACGAAAUGGAAUCAGAACAAGGAUCGAUUACAUAGCAGACGAUAAAGGCUUUAGACCUAAAAUAUCCCAAGAGGUGCUUGAUUUACUGUCUGAAGAUGUGCCGAAACCUGAAACAGAAAAAGACGAAAAAUACGGUCUGAAGGGCUAUGAAUUUAAAUGGUUAUAUUAUCCUCUCGAGUCUAAAGCGCGGUAGAACUAAAAAAAUUAUAUCAUACUAGUUUGUAAAUAAAUCUAAUAAUAAGUUAAAAAUACAUCACGAAAGUAUUACAGUAUAUAUAUUAGUUUGCUCUAAGAAUCUCUUGUAUUUUAAAAUUGGAUGUUCUUGUAAUUUGAUUUGUAAAGAUUCUAUUUAAUAGCCAUCCUUCAGAUUUUUUUACUAAUUAAAGAUAGUCAAAAUAAAUCAGCAAAACUUAUGUUUGUGUUACACAAUACCGUUUUCAUUUUCGUAAUAUGUGAAUUUAUAUUGAUUUAGAGAAGGUAAGAUAGGAUGGUACCUUUUCUACUCUUUAACUAUCGAAAAAACUUUUUGCAGUGAUUGUGUUCAAAUUUUUUUGUAAAGUGUAAUUAUACAGUUUGUGUUACAGUAUUCUAGUUUAUGCUUAGUAAGAAUGAGUAAAUAGACAUUCUGCUAAGUAAUUAAUAACGGUGCUGAAUUUAAAAUACAUAUCCCAUUAUCCAUAUAAUAAUAAUAUAUUAUACCUAUAAAUAAAUUUAAAUAUAAUCCAGCAAAAAUCUUAUUCUAUCUCUAAUCAACAUAUCAUUACUAAUUCUGAAAUAAUAUAUAUUCAUAGAAAUCGAUUUGUACUUAGAUAUUACUGUGUUAUUGGCGUUUAUUAACACAUAAAAUAUUUUUUAGUGAAAAUUUUAACUUAAUUGCAAUGAAAAUCCUUUUAAAGCGCCA
This is a messenger RNA of Bombyx mori (domestic silkworm), 2599 nucleotides long. It is a transcript of the gene l(3)mbn, whose product is annotated as protein lethal(3)malignant blood neoplasm 1. Gene Ontology annotation, cellular component: chitin-based extracellular matrix. Gene Ontology annotation, molecular function: structural constituent of chitin-based larval cuticle. The coding region runs from base 116 to 1891 and encodes 591 amino acids. NCBI's taxonomy places the organism in Eukaryota, Metazoa, Arthropoda, Insecta, Lepidoptera, Bombycidae. The transcript has 4 exons. The record is from RefSeq and is a predicted model, not a curated record.